GUCUCUUAGUUUUCCACGGCGAUCGGGACCCGGUUUGAAACAGGGAUCGGUUCAUUUUUCCUCGACGCCUCAGAAUAAUUUCACCCGAUAUUCGCGUAAAUAGUGGAAAUUGCGUUUUAAGUCGUUAUCGAGGUCGCCAGCUGUUUUCUCUUCGGCGCCUGCGCACGAGCGCCCGUCCGGAAUCCACCGUCGGUCGACUGUCGCCAUAUUUCCAGUCGGUUAGGCGAAUAUUUUUGUUGUCCGGCUCGUUCUUAUCCCCAUGGACGGGGUUUUGUAGCGUUUCAUCGUCUCUGGUGUGUUUGCCGCCGGCCGUCGUUCCAACCGCGGGCUCGCCCGUCUCCUCCCUUUCAAUCCUAGGCUCCAACAUCAAGACGAGAUAUAGGUAAUGUCAGCAGGCGUGACAGACCAGCGGAUGAAAGGACAAGGGAAUCAAGUAACAAAUGGUCCUAAGGAACACGUGACAGAACAUGAAGACUUUGACACAUGGAGAGCUCAACAACAUCAGGGUUACACCACACCGAUAUCAACAACAAUGGCAUCAGAUCCUUACAUGCCAAACUACUACGGGACGUCAUUCCCGUACCAAGCAUUUGGAGUGGGAGAUGGCACGUGGUCUAACAGCGAUCCGAUGACUUUCUUGGGAGGAUAUGGAGGCCAAAUGGCUCCUGACUCAUACAGUAUGGAUGGGAUGUUUGGUGGUGCAUUCGGCCAAGCAGCAGCUCCUGCAACAGGUUUUAAUUACUUCCAUGGGAACGGAGACUACUCCACCUGGGGGAAUUCUGCUGCCAUGUCGAGAAAGCCUCACUAUGAUGAGUUUCCAAUUUAUCCUGGAGUUGAAGCUCUCAAGGGCAUUGAACACGGGAUGCAAGGACUGGGCUUGACUGAUCCAAAAGGUGAGAACAAAGAGAUCAAGGACAUGGGGAGUGUCAACCAGCCCAAGAAAAUGACUUGGGCAACAAUCGCUAGUCAGCCUGCGAAGCCGCCCCAGAUCGGGAUCAAGAAAAAAGGCCCAGGCAUGCCUCCCCGGCCGAUGGUGCUAGGGAAGCACAUGGACAUAGGGACCUGGGAGAGCAAGAAUAACAGCAGUGUCGUUAAAACAGGGAUCGAGGCGCCGCUGCCGCCUGCACCUGCCGUUAGGCCCACGUGGCCAGGACCAAUGAGGGCGACUGCCCCUCCUCAAGCCCAAGCAUACUUACCUGCACCUCCACCUCAUAGGCAUCCUGUGGCAAUCGUUCCUCCUCCCCAACCUCUACCUCCACCACAGCCGAUAGCCCAACUCCCUCCUCCUCAGCAGAUGAUUCCACAAUCUCAGUCAUCCAUACCUUCGCAUCCAGUAUUGGACGAGCUUAGAAUUAAAAACAAUUACAACCCAGUGGACUUUGAUUUAUCCGCGAAUGAAGCAAGGUUUUUUGUAAUAAAAUCUUAUUCGGAAGAUGACAUUCACCGGUCUAUUAAAUACGAGAUAUGGUGUUCGACAGAGCACGGAAAUAAGAGACUUGAUCAAGCGUUUCACGAGCGCAAACUAGUGGAAGGCGGUGUAGUUUAUUUGUUUUUUUCAGUGAACGGUUCCGGGCAUUUCUGUGGUAUGGCGCGUAUGAUGUCCGCGGUUGACUAUAACGCGUCCAGUUCGGUAUGGUCUCAGGACAAAUGGAAAGGACAGUUCCGUGUUAGGUGGAUUUAUGUUAAAGACGUUCCGAACACUCAACUGAAGCACAUAAGACUUGAGAACAAUGAAAACAAACCUGUGACCAAUUCUCGGGAUACACAGGAAGUGCCACACGAACGGGGCAAACAGGUAUUACGUGUCAUGCACACUUAUAGACAUACAACAUCUAUCUUCGAUGACUUUAUUCAUUAUGAGAGAAGGCAAGAAGAGGAAGAUUCAAAAAAAGAAGCUUCAGCAAUGGAACCCAUCCAGCACCAGAAUUCACAUCACAAGGUAGGGAAAAUCAAGGAUCGAGAGGGACGAGGACGGGGGGGAGGAAGAGGAGGUAGAAGGGAGCAAUAGUUACGUUUGUGAAAUGAACUUAUAACACACAACCAUAUUUUGCCAUUGGCAUAAAAAAAUUAAUGGCUUGUUAUUUCAGACAGAUCUAAUUUCAAUCAAUAAUCAGUACUAGGGCAUUUUUUUCCUUUGUUUACCGAUUACUUAUUUUUAUAUAAUUUAUAUUUAUUUUGGAUUAUUACAGUAUAUGAAUACCCACAUGUAAAAUUAUGAAACACCAAAAAUGAAUAUAUGAAUCAUACGAUUUAGUAAAUGUUUGGAACUUCUGUGAUCUUGGCAGUGCCUAAAAUGCCAAGUUUAUUCUAUUAAUCACAGGAUUCACUUGAUUUUCACGUUACUAAUAUUAAUUUGGGUUAUGGCUUAUAUUAUUUUAGUAUAUUUUAUCCUGUAAUUUUGAAUAAUUGUUAUCAGCUCUAUAAAUCCGUUAACUUCCUUUUCUUCUGACAUAUGCUUUUGAAAAUUUGACUAGUUAGGACCAAAUCUGAUUAUAACAUAACACGUUAAACUUUGUUCAUCAGCAUAAUUAUUUAAAAAUGAAUGUCUGCAAUAAUCCUUACAUUCUGUGCAAAAUCUACAAAUUAGUUGGAUCAUUACAGGAUUUUCAGUGCACAAUUGAAAAAAAAAUAACUUGUUAUUUUUCGUCCUUUGCUAUUACACGUAAAUUUACAAUUGAAAUAAAUGAACUUUCCUAUAAUAAUUAAUAAUAAUUAACUAUUUUUAGCUGUGCUUUUUGUUCGUUUAAAAAAUAUCAACAACUUAGGAAAAAAGUGAAAUUGAUUUUGAAAUUUUGUGAUAAUACGUUUAUCAUUUGUGUAACAAUUGUGUUUUCUUUGAAAUUGUCUGUUAUAUUAUAAAACUUAUAAACAGUUAACACUACACGAUUCAAUUUCUUUAAAACUUACUGGCUUGGGACCUUUAGAACAAAUCAAAUUUGUAGAAUUUGUUUUUAUAAUGAUUUUGUUUUCAGAACAUAAUAGCAGAAGCAUAAUGUUUAUAUGAGUGGGUCUAAAACGACAUAAUAUUCCAUUCCAAAAUGUUUGCAAAUGUAUCAGGUGGCCACCGUGAGUGAUUUUAUAGUUGGAGAACUCAGGAGACUUAAAAAUAAAAGUUUGGGGAAAAAAGUAUGAAAAAUCAAGACUUUUGUGCUAAAGUGGAUGUUUUGUGAAUAAUGUACAAUGAACCAAGAAAAAAAGUGCUGGACAGUGGGUGAUUUGAAGAUGCAAGACUGGAAAAAUUAAUGAACUUGUUUAACUUUAUAGACUGGUUAUCAAUUUAGUGUUUCAACCCCCUAAUCAGAGGAUAUUUUUGUUAUGAAUUUCUUGUUUUAUGCAGAAGUAAUAUUUUGUUACUGAUAAUCUCCUGGAGGAGUGAGGCAAUGUUGUUUACAAACUCGGAACUUUAAGAUUAAAGGGUUCAACAUUUGAAUGUCUUAUGCUUCUUGAACUAUUAAACAAGCAAAAAAAAAGAUAAGUUUUGUUAUAACAAUUGUUAU
Cimex lectularius (bed bug) is the source of this 3497-nucleotide messenger RNA. RefSeq names its product YTH domain-containing family protein 3 (gene Ythdf). The record is from RefSeq and is a predicted model, not a curated record. Gene Ontology annotation, cellular component: cytoplasm. Lineage: Eukaryota; Metazoa; Arthropoda; Insecta; Hemiptera; Cimicidae. Gene Ontology annotation, biological process: mRNA destabilization. Gene Ontology annotation, molecular function: N6-methyladenosine-containing RNA reader activity; mRNA binding. The transcript is spliced from 9 exons. Bases 386 to 2008 code for a protein of 540 amino acids.